Messenger RNA from Phanerochaete carnosa HHB-10118-sp, 2070 nucleotides. RefSeq lists its product as uncharacterized. The coding region runs from base 131 to 1444 and encodes 437 amino acids. The record is from RefSeq and is a predicted model, not a curated record. The transcript has 4 exons. NCBI's taxonomy places the organism in Eukaryota, Fungi, Basidiomycota, Agaricomycetes, Polyporales, Phanerochaetaceae.
GCCAUCGCUCUCGGGACCCAUGAACUGGCUAGGCCGGUCCUCCACCUCAGCAAGCACCUCUUCUGCGCCCUACGCCCCUUCCAAGCCAAUCCGCAUAUCGGAGCCCAAGCUGCAAAGCGCAUUCGAUACCAUGGCCCAGCGCAGCGGGACCCUGGGCGCCGGAGCCACCGUCGUACGCACGCCGCAGGAAGCCUUGGCCGGUCCAAGGCUGGCUGAGGAUGCCGAAGACAGAGAGGACGAGUCAGACAUCGAGGCCUUGGAGGACGACGGGGACGAUGCCUCGACGUACUCGCAUUCGAUGCCGAAUAGUCCUCCCUUGCCGCCCAUCCCCGAUGACGGCGAGUCCGAGUCUGACUCGCCUACGCCAUCCACGACGUCCAUACCCUCACGUCCGACACGCCCCGUCCCGCCGCCACCCGUGUCCGAUGUAGACUCCGUCACGUCCAUCUCGAGCACUCCGAGCCUGCGCCGGCCUGCCCUCAAAGUCCUCGACUCCUUCCCUCCCGUCCCGGCGUUGCCCGCCAAUCUCCCUUCGUCACCCCCACAACCACCCUUUGAGCCUAUCCUCCUCUCCCCGCCGCCUGCAGGCAAUAUCGAUCCUGCCAAGGUCAUCGUCUCUCUGGAGACGUCGACGACAACGCUCAAGGCAACGAUGAAGACGCUUAUGUCGAGGCCUUCGGUGUUGGCGUCGUACCUCCAGACGCUGCAGCCACCGCCUGACAGCGCAGUGGAGCCAGAGACACCGGUGUCGAGGCUGAGCGAAGCCGAAGGCUCGUUCAGCACCAUCUUCCACCGGCACUUGGCUUCAUCCGGCCUCCUGCUCCCGAACUCCUCGUUUCUGCACAUUUUCCUAGACAGGCCAAGCGCCCCGUACGCCCACAUCCUCGCCUACCUGCGCACGCCCGUCUCCACGCCGGAGCACCCCUCCAUCCUCCCGCGCGCCGUGCAGCUCCUCUCGUCCUCGUCCUCGCGGCUCGAAGCGCUGCUCGAGCUGCGCGACGAGGCGCGCUACCUCGAGCUCGACGAGCUGUACAAGCUCUGCACGGACGAGCUCCGCUCGCGGCAGAGCCUCGGCCACGCGCACGCGCUGUCGAUGCACACGCGCGUCGCGAGCAGCACGAGCACGAGCGCCGCGUCCGUGCGCAGCCUCGGGCUCGGCGCGCUCCGCGAGCUGACGAUGGAGGACGACGACGGGGAGCGGCAGCAGCACCAGCAGCAACAGCGGCAGCACCAGCAACAACAGCCUGCGCGCCUCAGGAAGUCGCGCCGCCACUCGGGCGACUCGGGCAUCGCGUCCGGGAACAGCGCGUCCGGGUACAGUCCCCGCGGCAGCGUCGUCGCGGAGGUCGGCUGGCACGAGCCGGUCCCUGGGCUCGCCCAGCGGAGCAGGAGCCCGCGCAAGUACACGUCCCUGCGGGCGAAGCCUGUCGGGGAGUGGAUAUGAUGCUCGCAUCUCUACGACUUUGAUUUUUUUUUUUUUUUUUACGAUUUGUUCUAACGAUUUUCCUCACGUUAUUUUGUUUGCUCUGGGCGUACUGUUUCAGUCAUUUGUAGUAUAUAAUUGCCGUGGCAUGCCUCUCCUUACCUGCAUGUAUCUAUAGUAUUACCCACACACACACGCUCCCUCGCACUUGGUUUCGACACCAACCGUCUCGAGCUUAUGACUACUCAUCAAUGCUAAUGGAUCAAUAUGACAUAGUUGUAUCUUGUCAACAAGAGAGAAACAUCACAGGUUACUUUGGAGCCCAGAGGUCGUACAGCUCCUUGUCCGCGGGGUCAAAGCAGGUGACAAGAGCAGGGUCAGAGCGGAUGGUAACCUUUCGUGUGGCCGUCAAGGUGGCGAUGGAGCUCGUGCUCGACCUCGACUGCGUCUGCAGCGCGCUGUGAAGGCUCGGCUCGAAGAUGUUCAAGUUCGAGCUGCCAGUCGAGAUGGUGGUCGUGGGCGAGAUUUGUCCAGGCCGCAGAGGAGAGCUGUUGGCACUCGACUGCUGGUGAUGCAGGUCUGCGGCUGUGGGUUCGUUGGCAAGGCCGCCGCCGCGUACUGGAGAGUUUCCAGAGGACAUCCUGUCC